AUGGCCAUAACGAUCAACCGUUUGGAGUCCCAGGUUCAAGCAAAGUUGCCAUUUCAACAUGAGUUGAAUCCGAAAAAUGUAAGCGCAAUGACCUUGAGAAGUGACAAGAAAGUCCAAGGACCCGAACCUGUGAUCCCUAAGGACAAGAAUGAGAAAAAGAUCGAGAGCAAGCUUGAAAAGGAGGGUAGCAAUGGCAAAAAUUCAGUGGUACUCCCGGACCCGAUCGUUGAGGUCAAAACUCAUCUGCCUCCUUUCCCUAGCAUGUUGGAGAGAUCGAAGAAGCAGAACAAGGAGAAGGAGAUCUUGGAGGUGUUUCGCAAGGAAGUGUUUGAAACUGUUGGCAGGGAUGAGUUAGAGGUUGUUUUAACCAAACACCUGGAGUUGGAGACAACUCCUGAGGUGGAGUGGAGUGAAGAUUUAAAAUGCAUAAUAGGGGGGUUACACUUAUUGCCAACCACGACGAAAAGGUAUGAGCACGCACCCAUUUUUAUACCAGAACCUCACCAAAGGGUACUGUCAUCUGUGGUGCAGGCACCUGUAUUGGAAUUGAAAUCCCUGCCGAAGCAUUUGAAGUAUGCGUAUUUGGACGACAACGAAACACUCCCGGUGAUUAUCUCGGCAAUACUCUCAGAAAUCCAGGAGGAGAAACUAAUCCGAGUCCUCAGGGAGCAUGAGAAGGCGAUAGGAUGGACUAUCAUCGACAUCAAGGGAAUCAGUCCCUCUAUCUGUAUGGAUCGAAUAAGACUGGAGAAGGAUGCCAAACCUAUACGCCAAGCUCAAAGGAGGUUCAACCCCCUCAUGAUGGAAGUGGCAAAAAAAGAGAUAUUGAAGUUGCUCGAUGUGGGGAUCAUCUUUGCCAUAUCAAACAGCCUAUGGGUGAGCUCGGUCCAAAUAGUCCCAAAGAAGGCAGGAGUGACAGUAGAGGCCAACCAAACUGGUGAGUUCAUACCAAUGCGCAAGCCCACCGGAUGGAGGCAGUGUAAUGACUACCGCAGAUUAAACGCUGUCACGAAAAAGGAUCAUUUUUUCCUUCCUUUCAUUGAUCAAAUGGUUGAGCAUUUAGCCUGUCGUGCUUACUAUUGCUUUUUGGAUGGAUUUUCAGGGUAUUUUCAGAUAGUAAUUGCACCAGAAGAUUAA
Messenger RNA from Coffea eugenioides, 1137 nucleotides. RefSeq lists its product as uncharacterized. The transcript has 2 exons. The record is from RefSeq and is a predicted model, not a curated record. The coding region runs from base 1 to 1137 and encodes 378 amino acids. NCBI's taxonomy places the organism in Eukaryota, Viridiplantae, Streptophyta, Magnoliopsida, Gentianales, Rubiaceae.